Molecule: messenger RNA, 1854 nt
Organism: Pleurotus ostreatus (oyster mushroom)
Lineage: Eukaryota; Fungi; Basidiomycota; Agaricomycetes; Agaricales; Pleurotaceae
Gene: VMA1
Product: H(+)-transporting V1 sector ATPase subunit A
Exons: 11
Coding region: 1-1854 (617 amino acids)
Biological process (GO): proton transmembrane transport; ATP metabolic process
Cellular component (GO): fungal-type vacuole membrane; proton-transporting V-type ATPase, V1 domain
Molecular function (GO): proton-transporting ATPase activity, rotational mechanism; ATP binding; ATP hydrolysis activity
Source: RefSeq, a predicted model, not a curated record
AUGGCCGGUGCUCUGCAGAAUGCGAAACGGGACCUCCCAAAGAUCAGAGAUGAAGAGCGCGAGAGCCGCUUCGGCCAGGUCUUUGGUGUAUCUGGGCCUGUCGUUGUCGCAGAGAACAUGAUAGGCGCAGCCAUGUACGAGCUAGUACGCGUUGGCCACGAUGAGCUGGUGGGAGAGGUCAUUAGGAUCGAAGCCGACAAGGCUACCAUCCAAGUAUACGAAGAGACAUCAGGGGUUACAGUAGGUGAUCCGGUGUUGCGCACGGGGAAGCCUCUGAGCGUCGAGCUCGGCCCAGGCUUGAUGGGGAACAUUGUCGAUGGUAUUCAACGCCCUCUCCGAUCCAUUCAAGAACUCUCGAAAUCCAUCUACAUACCUCGCGGCAUCAACACUGAUGCACUUGACCGAUCAUUACAAUGGGACUUCACGCCAACCACUUUCAAGGUUGGCGACCAUAUAUCCGGAGGUGACAUUUUCGGGAAUGUCUACGAGAACUCGCUUGUCGACAAACACAAAAUCAUGCUCUCGCCGCGUGCAUUGGGCACCAUCACCCACAUAGCCGAGAAAGGAAGUUACGCCGUCAAUGACAUCGUACUGGAAACGGAGUUCGACGGCAAGAAGACAAAGCAUACCAUGAUGCAACUUUGGCCAGUCCGGGCGCCUCGACCAGUUGCCGAGAAAAAGACUGCCGAUCACCCUCUUCUGACUGGCCAGCGUAUCUUGGAUGCCCUUUUCCCGUGUGUGCAAGGAGGCACCACGGCUAUCCCUGGAGCCUUUGGUUGUGGCAAGACUGUUAUUUCACAAGCACUUUCCAAAUACUCGAAUAGCGACAUCAUUGUCUAUGUCGGUUGCGGAGAGCGAGGAAAUGAGAUGGCCGAAGUCUUGAUGGAGUUCCCCGAACUUACCAUGGACGUCGGCGACCGUCAAGAACCUAUCAUGAAGCGUACAACGCUCGUUGCCAACACUUCAAAUAUGCCUGUCGCCGCCCGUGAAGCCUCCAUCUACACCGGUAUCACGCUUUCAGAGUACUUCCGUGACCAAGGCUCCAAUGUUGCUAUGAUGGCGGACUCGACGUCCCGUUGGGCUGAGGCUCUUCGUGAAAUCUCCGGUCGUCUCGCAGAAAUGCCCGCAGAUUCAGGUUACCCCGCAUACCUUGGAACGAAACUUGCUAGCUUCUACGAGCGUGCUGGUAAGGUCGUCUGUCUGGGCAACCCGGUCAGAGAGGGAACUGUAUCCAUCGUCGGAGCUGUCUCGCCCCCUGGUGGUGAUUUCUCAGACCCUGUCACUUCCGCCACGCUUGGUAUCGUACAGGUCUUCUGGGGUCUGGACAAGAAACUCGCCCAGCGCAAGCAUUUCCCAUCCGUGAACUGGUCGCUGUCAUACUCGAAAUACAUCAAGGUCCUCGAACCGUACUACGAAUCGACGGAGCCUGGCUUCGUCGAGCUGCGCAUGAAGACAAAGGAAAUUUUGCAAAAGGAAGAAGACCUCGCCGAAAUCGUCCAGCUUGUCGGAAAGAGUGCACUCGGAGAGAACGAUAAGAUAACGCUCGAAGUAGCCCGUAUGCUCAAGGACGAUUUCCUGCAGCAAAACGGUAUGAGCGAGUACGAUCGAUAUUGCCCAUUCUACAAGACGAGUGCGAUGCUACGGAACUUUGUCGGGUUCCAUGAUGCCGCUAUCAAGGCUGUAUCGCAAGGCGACCUCACGUUCGCCAAGAUCAAGGACUCUGCGUCUGAUAUCAUGUUCAAAUUAUCGCAAAUGAAGUUUGAGUCUCCUUCCCAAGGCAAAGAGCCAAUCAAAGAGAAGCUGGAUACGCUGUACUCUGAAAUCCAAGACAAAUUCCGUCAAAUGGCCGAAUAG